Molecule: messenger RNA, 8546 nt
Organism: Anopheles moucheti
Lineage: Eukaryota; Metazoa; Arthropoda; Insecta; Diptera; Culicidae
Gene: me31B
Product: ATP-dependent RNA helicase me31b
Exons: 6
Coding region: 1671-2993 (440 amino acids)
Biological process (GO): cytoplasmic stress granule assembly; P-body assembly
Cellular component (GO): P-body; cytoplasmic stress granule
Molecular function (GO): mRNA binding; RNA helicase activity; ATP binding
Source: RefSeq, a predicted model, not a curated record
GUUGGUGAAUCGAGAAAGAAGCAACGGAGAGAAAAAGUUCCAAGUGAAAAAAAUAUUUCCCAGCGAAAAUUAUAACCGAGCGAAAGAAGCGGAAUCAUUAAAAAGCGAAAAUUAUCCUGAAACGGUAAAUACGAUUGAAGUGUGAAUUCUGACACAGAAAACUAACGUGUCCCUCUGAAGGAUAAGGAAGCAUAUCCGGAUCAAACCGAGCGAGAACCACGAGCGAUAGUCGAAAGGAAGAAAUAGAAAACCACUCCCCCCGACCGCUUAAAGCGACCGUGAGCGUGUGUGUGUGUCUGUACGUGUGCGAAAACAUUUCGGGAGGAUACACAUACAUAGAGGAAAAGAAAGCUAAAUUCCAUUUCGCCAGCCACACACGUUUGUCGUCCAACCCCCCGGGGGCCCUUCUGGUGGUAUUUCAUCCCCUCGUGCUACAGCAUAAGCUUCCGCCUAAAACGUGUGCAAAUGCAAACGAAAGGAUACUCUCCUUUUUGAGCUGUUUGUGCAAUUUCUUCCAGUUCGGUGAAAAGUUUUCCGCUAUCCGGAACAAUUCUUCUACGUGCAGAAGAGUUUCCAGAACAACUAUCUUUUAUACAGUGCAAUUUUGUACACAACACAGAACACACACGAAAACACAAUCAGAAAUCCUCGUUCUUCACAAAACAAUCGUAAAGUGUAGAGGAAGUGGUGGUGUGGUAAAUUGUUAGUACGUGCGCGGUGGUUAGAAAACAAACAAUUAAAGAACGCUGAAUCCGCAAUCGUGAAACUGAGACAGAACAGGAAGAACGAAAAACAAAACAAAAGGAAAAACGUACAGCUGGUAGUGAAUAACGGUGAGAAUAAAAGACUUUUUAAUUUAUUACGUUACUAAGAAGACGCUAGAUGUGUAGCGAAACCGUGCUAAUAGUGAACAAAAAAGGGAUUGGUUUCAAACGAAGGUGAAAAAUCGUCGCGCGACUUUGAGAGAAAAGAUAUAAUACCGACCGAGUAAUAGUUCCAUACAACAAGAGAUACACUAAGAGAGAAAGUCAUUGCACUUAAUCGUAACGCGCGAUUACUGUGGAGCUUUUUGGCGUGUACUCAACAUUGCAUCGGUGGCGCGGGGCAACAUCGUGAAGAAACGAACGCGGUACAAAACCAAGCAAGCAGAUGAACCAAUCACUGCUUAGCUAACGACAGGGGCAAACACACAGUGAUUAAGAUUAAAAGCGAAGAAAUUGUGAAUACUAGAUUUGUAGUGUUAUAGCGCAUAAGUGAGUUUAGGUGGAAAAGUAAAUUUAAGUGUAAAGCCAACUCAUCGUACGACGGGAAGCGGUCUGGUAGCAAGCAAAACGAGAAGACAAAAGAGACUCCAAUACUCAUCUUACUAAAAGAAUCAUCUCCACCACCCCGGCACAAACCCUCUAGCCAGUAGGUGGUUAAGGUGGGAUAUACCUUACUGUGUAAAAAAUUGCUACUACGGCGAAAGAAAAGCCAUUCGUUUUGGUUUAUCCUUUUUAAACUAAAAUCAACCAAGAAACCAAUUCCCGCGUAAAUAUUAGUCUAUUUGUAUAGAGGAAAUAACAAAGCAAGUUUAUCUGUGAGUGAGUGUGGUGCACAAAAAGCAGAAUUUCUAUUGUUCAAAAGCUAAGCUAGUGAGUGGGAAGAGCUAAAAUCAAUCUAUCAGCGUCAUGAUGACUGAAACGUUGAGUUCGAAUAAUCAUCUCAGCCAGAAAGGCGAGAACAACAAAGUUGGUGACAUGGGAUGGAAGGCCAAACUUAAAAUACCGCCCAAAGAUACUAGAGUUAAGACUAGUGAUGUUACUGAUACCCGAGGAAACGAGUUUGAGGAGUUCUGCCUGAAACGGCCAUUGUUGAUGGGCAUCUUCGAGAAGGGUUGGGAGAAACCAUCUCCAAUCCAGGAGGCGGCCAUCCCGAUCGCCCUGGUCGGUAAGGACAUAUUGGCGCGAGCGAAGAACGGUACUGGCAAGACGGGCGCGUACAGCAUCCCUGUACUAGAGCAGGUCGACCCGACCAAGGACUACAUUCAGGCACUGAUCAUAGUGCCGACGCGCGAGCUGGCCCUGCAGACGUCACAAAUCUGCAUCGAGCUGGCGAAGCACAUGCACAUUCGCGUCAUGGUGACGACCGGUGGAACGAACUUGAAGGAUGAUAUCAUGAGAAUUUAUCAGAAAGUUCAAGUGAUCAUUGCCACGCCCGGUCGUAUUCUCGAUCUCAUGGACAAGGAGGUGGCCAAUAUGUCCCAGUGCCGGAUGCUAGUAUUAGACGAGGCAGAUAAGCUGCUGUCGCAGGACUUUAAAGGCAUGCUGGAUCAUGUCAUAAUGAGAUUGCCAAAGGAGCGCCAGAUACUGCUGUUCUCCGCGACAUUCCCACUGAGCGUGAAGAACUUUAUGGAGAAGCAUCUGCGCGAUCCGUACGAAAUCAAUCUGAUGGAGGAGCUGACGCUGAAGGGUGUCACGCAGUACUACGCGUUUGUGCAGGAGCGCCAGAAGGUGCACUGUCUCAACACACUCUUCUCGAAGCUGCAGAUCAACCAGUCGAUCAUCUUCUGCAAUUCGACGCAGCGUGUCGAACUGUUGGCGAAAAAAAUUACCGAGCUCGGGUACUGCUGCUACUACAUCCAUGCCCGUAUGCAGCAGGCCCACAGGAACCGUGUGUUCCACGACUUCCGAUCGGGUUUGUGUCGGAAUCUGGUGUGCUCCGAUCUCUUUACUCGUGGUAUCGACGUACAGGCUGUGAACGUUGUAAUUAAUUUUGAUUUCCCUAAGAUGGCAGAAACCUACCUGCACAGAAUCGGUAGAUCCGGACGUUUCGGACAUUUGGGUAUCGCCAUCAAUCUAAUCACCUAUGAGGAUCGUUUCGAUCUUCAUCGCAUUGAGAAGGAGCUGGGCACGGAAAUUAAGCCCAUCCCGAAAGUGAUCGAUCCGGCAUUGUACGUACCGCGACCGGAUGAUCCGAACAGCGCGCAAGAGGAGCAAAACGUUAGUAAAUAAGUAAGGCAAGCGUUUGGUCGCGGGCCUUGGAGGGAGGAGUGUGUGAUAUAGAGUGUGAAUAGUGGGAAGCUGUUGUCAAAAAAUCAAGUAAUGAGAAUGGAAAAUGUAUAAUAGUUGAUUUGUGGUGUAGAGUAGAACACAGGAGGCAGAACUACUAUGGUGUGUGCCCGGGGCCUAGAUUAUGGGAGAAAAUAGAGACCAGGGAGACGGAGAAGAGAAAUGAAAUGUAGAAAAUUUAUUGAAAAUCAACCGCCAAAAAGUAAUGCCGAGGAAAAUUUUUGCUAAGCAACAACGCACUCAUACACACACUAAUUAAAGACCUUAGUGAUGAUUGCACGGGUAACAUCUUCAACCGCCGAGUGCGUAAGAUGUACACAAUGUUGUAUCUUAAAUUGUAACGUCGUAAUUUCCAUGACGCAACGCUGACGCUGAAGACCGGCUUACUGUUGUACCUUCACACCUUCAAAUGAUGUAAAACGCUGGAAAAAGUCACCAUUCUAUUCAGAACAUUAUACCGAGCAGAUACAAACAACUCGUUAGUUAUUUGUCACUGUUCAACAAUUUGAUCGAUGCGCGAGAAAGUUUUCUGUUUUGUUGAUACCUCUUGUUCAUGGGUCCUUGUGUGCGCGUGUGGAAAAAGAUAUGAUCUUUUUAUAAGAAAAAGGCUUGAACGAUUCAUUCUUGUUCUGAAUGUGAAAAAUUCUUCGGGUAGAUUACAUCGGGCUCUGUGUGCAGUACGUCGUGCACUCUACUAUAAGUGGACUACAUUCGUUCAAUUGUAUACUUUCUGCACCACCGUACCGCGUUCUCGAGCCUAUGUGUGUGAUAAUCAGGCUUUAUUCGUCCAUACGAUGCGCAAGAACACUCUCGAAGCUGAUAAUGAAGGGCGCUUAUAUUUUAAGGGGGUUCAAGUUAAUCAACCGGCUCGCUUAUGUUAAAUCCGAUUGCGUUUGACAUUAGACAAUCGAUCGCUUAAUUUCCAGCUUUGUGUGUGGUACUCGUGUGCGCUGUAGCGAUAUCAUCAUACUUAAAUGACUGCGAUAUUGAUUUUUACACGAAUCGACAUUUUCUAUCGAUGUUUUGGGCGUAAAAAUAGUGCGUGUUUGAUCCGAGAAAACCACAGCAAAUAUUGUAGCAAAUAUUCUUCGGCGAAGGUUGUUUAGCAAAAUUCCUGAUUAGCGCGCACGCCACAAACAUUUAUACCCUUUUCCAACAUCAUUCUCUCUUCUCCGAGUGGGUAUACACUGUCUUGGACUUCUCCCGCGUUCGGCGCACCGCGAGAUCAUUAAUCAUUAUCGUACAUUAUCAGCAAAACAAGGAAAAGAUGACUGGUGGAGAGAGAAGUGUUUAAACAAGCUAGAAAGGGAACAGAACAGAUGCAUAGCUACAAAGUGGUGCACAUUGAAGAACUAGGGUGCAUCAUACAGGGAUUGUGGUAAAUAAGAACAGAAGGAAGUUUUUGAAUUUUAGUAUGUGAUGAAACGAGAACGAAAGAAGAUGUAGGCUUACGUUAAUGUGCAGUUGUCACAAAAUUACGUUUGAAUGCAUUGAUGGAGGGAAAAGGCUCAGUUGAAAAACGGAUACAAAACACAAACAGGAAGAGCGGAAUAGUGAACAAGAAUUUUGUGUGAAAAGAUUAUUCCGAAGGAAAAACAGCAGGAUCCGUACGGAGGGCAAAGAAAGUGGUAGUAUAGUUUGUGGAAAUAAGCUUUCUUCCAUCUUGUUUUGAUGCUUUUUCGUUUGUAUUAUGAUAAUUGCCCUUGAUUUUCGUAUCGUUCGUACGGUUCUACUCACCGGCAAAAUCACGGUCUAUUUUGAACAUGAAGUUGAGUUCAUUUCCUUCCUUAUCCGGAAAUGUGUGAAUGUGUUGUGUGUGUGCGUGUAUUGUAUGUGUGGGUAAUAAAAAAAAAACCUGUGGGAAAGCUUAUCUGCAAGCGUACUACUGCGUAGCACGCGCCAGCAGAAUCUGUACUGCGGGGAAGGUAUGAUUGUGGGAUGAAAUUCAGAAGACAGGCGCGAAUGUGAGAUUCGAAAAAGGAUAUAUAGGAGAUACGACUAUCAGGUGUACAUGGCUUUUCGCCGAAGCACAAUGAAGAUCCACACAACAGAUUCAACAUUGUUUGUUUUCUAGUACAGAUAAAGCAUUAAAUCUUAACUUUGGUAGAAGUUGAUACAAAAGAUUCAAACGAAACUACACGAAACAUAUUAUGAAAAGAGACACAAGUUUUGAUAACGCACUGGAACAAGCAAGCAUGAGUUGAGGCAGAUUUAAAAAAGAGCGCUGUACGGCGAGAACAGAUUAAACGGGGACAGCCGGAAACAUUAUUGUACAUAUUAUGUAGGCUAAUAUAGGGAGUAUAACUGUAAAAAAACGGAAGUAAAAAAACACAACAGUCUGCAAAGCUAAGAAGCAUAGAGCGAUCCCACAACAACAGAGAGAAGGAGGAGACGUGCGAAAGGAAUGAGUCAGACUGAAGCAAUUGAGGGAAAAAUACAACCAUGGUUGAAUGGAUUAACGGAUGGAAAAUUAACAAUUUGAGGUGUAAGAUAAUGGGGUAGAUGGGUUUGGGAACAUAAUGAUACAAAAAUUGAUCUAAAACAUCAUCAUUAUUGUGUUUUCACACACGUAUAGGUUGGAGGGUUUUUUUUGCUAGAACUUCGAACAUCAGAUUACACAAAUAUUUUCCCCUCUGGGAAAUGUUUCAAGGAUACUGUUACUUUAUUUCUCGCCUGGGAUUUAAACUGGAUAGGAUUUCAUUGAUGCAAUGGGACACAUAAUGCAUCUUUAAGCCUACGGCGUAUUGGAAGGAAGAAUGUGUAUUGCCAGAAUUAAAAUGCUAAAACAAGUGAACACGUGGUAAAAGAAAAAUAACACGCAAGCACGCUUCUUGAACUGUCCUGACUCUGGAUUUAGCUGGUCAUAAUUUGAACGGCUAUUAAACCAUUUGACCAUCAUUUCACUCUGAUUAAAUACGUUCGCCACGUGUAGAUCUCGCACACGCAAAAGGACGUCUAACAAAUUUGCCUAAGGGACAAAAUCGGACACAGUUCACGUGGUUUAUAGUCGUUCUUAUACAUCUGUUCGAUAUGCUUUUGAAAAGGCAUAUGGCAGGGGUGCAGAUUUAGGCAGGAUUGCGAGAAUAGAGACUGACGAUUACAUAAAGCUGCACGUAUGAUGUUGGAAACAUGUACCCGAAGCAUCCUCGCAGAUAUAUGGCCUUCCUUUCCGAAAGCGUGCUUUUUUUAAGGAUGGCAGCAAAUCAAUCAAAUUCCUCUGCGGUUUUUCUUGCCAGCUAAGACAUCGGAAUUAAAGCGUGGCAAACCGGGGUACCCGAAAGUGAAGCUAAAAUCAGGGAUAUCGAAAGAAGGAAAUAGGUAGUCGAAUGCGAAUAACCAAUUUGAAGAACAUGCUCGGCUUGUGAGGUACUUCAAUUCCAGCCCGCAUAAAAAAAUGGUGGAAAAAUCAACUGUUGUAUGAACGAACAAUGGUUCUCCUGCAGUUUUGAUGAGCGUUUCAUUUCUUACUACAUUUUUCGCAAAUUCGACUAGAUGGAGAGGAGGGAUACAUAGUAGAAAAUUAAUUUGGAAUAAUCGUGAAUCGGGAUGAAUGUGUUGGUCAAGAAUGAAUGGGAGAGUGGACGCGUAUUAUGGAUGGGUGAUUAUGAAUGAUGAUGUGGUGAAAUCAUAGGAUUUGAAUGAAUGUUGUGACCAUCAGUGCAGUGUGGGAACAUAGUGUUUUAACGAAUGAAAAUGUAUGAAUGGGGCGAAUGUAUGUGUGUGUAUUUACUUUUAAAAGGUAGAACAAUGAAACAAAAGAAACGAGAUCGAAGGUGAUUAAUGGAUUUCGAAGCAUUUCCACAAAACCCGCCGUAUUAGACAGUGCCAUUUUUUUUUGUAACACGUUGGUCGGGAAGAUAAAUCUCCUGAAAAAUGUUUAAAGUAUGUGAUUGUUCGUGAGACGAAGCUUAAUUUCCAUCAACCAACUCUAAAGCACUUCCACGGAGUCAUCAUAAUAAAAUCGAGCGGAAAGUGAACUCGCAUACAACGGAAUCUUCGGUUGGAGAGAUUUAUCUUCUACCUAAAAACGGGAAACAUCAUUACAUGCUUGCGUGGCCUAGUCGAGAUAUUUGAAGUUGUAUAAACAAAGGUAACAACCAAUUGCUUUACCACAUGUGAGGCUUUAAUCGGCACACGGUUAGCUUCAAAAUGUAUAGCAUUUUUUUAAAAUCGAAGGAUCUUUAAGAAAAGAUUCCUUUACAACCGAUAGGAUUUCCUGUUGCUUUUUGUGGUAUCCUAUCCACAUGGGGUGGCGUGUGGUGAUGUGUUAGGUAUUAGCACUGGUAGUAAUUAAGUAUGGUAAACACAUUUACAUUGACGUAGGGACACGCACGAUUGGAAUGAGAGAACACGAAGAAGAUCAAACAACAACAGCAACAAUUACUUCAACGUACCUGCAUUUUACACGAAGACAAUUAAGAAAUGAAGACACAUGCGUCCUGGAAUCAAAGCGAAUGGAGAGGAAGUCCAGAUCAAGUUUUGUGUGCUGUAGGGGACCGUACAGUUUUUGGGAUUAAGCAACUGUUAAUUCAUCCCGCUUGUGCGGGGAGAGAACAUCGGUAAAAAAAAUCAAAAAUAAGUUAAAACAAACGUUAAAAAUAAUGCGUAUGAUAAACGAAACACACGAUUUUCACUAAUCGAUGUCCGUCAAAAAUCUUCCAAUAGGUUCAGAGCAGGCUCAUGAUCGCUGCAUUGCGUUCUAGUUAGUAAAAAGGGUUUAAAAUGUUUGAUAAUAGCAGCUAAUUUGUUUCCUCCCCGCGAUGUUAUUCCGUUUAAAUAAUGCAACAUACAUUCAACAUUUUGCGUACGUUAUAGGGUUUUUUCUUCUUUUGGGGCUCUCUGCAACCGUCGUCUGCCGAUGGAUCCGGUAUUUGCCUAAAUUGUCGUGUCUGUCUUAUCUGGCAUUUGGUUUACCCAUUUCCGGAUCGUCAGUCCCUAACGUGGCCCAGUUGAUCCCGGGACGGAUUUGUAGUUUGGCCCGUGCAUUAAUGAACAAACACAACUAUGAUCGGUAAUAGUAUGUUUAUACCAUUCUACUCUAUAUGGGUAAUUACAAAAGUGUCUUUCGGUAAUUAAUGUACCGCACGGAUGAAACUGUAAGAAAAGUUACCGAAGAAAAACACAAGGCGACUAAAAUUAGUAAACCAGUGAUAAAUGUGAGUUCCGUACCAUAUUACUACCCCGACAUACGACAAACGAGUAACAAUCACGCCGACUUAGAAAAAUAAACAAAUCGAAGAUUCCCCAAAAGUCAAAGCUAUUUUUUCCUUUGAAGUAGGUCAAACUUUCCCCGGAGUUGUUCUUCGUAUAUUUGUUUCGUACUCUACCCGUACUAGCUGUGAUUAAGGAGUGACCUAUAAGCUACAUCCUAUCUUUAGUGCAUGAUCUUUAUUUUGUGUCCCUUUAAAAAUUGAUCAUACUUCCGUUUCUUUUUAAAACAUUGUAAAAUUUUACGAAGACUCAAAAACUCUACAUCGUCCAUACAGAUUUUUUUUU